AUCCGCCGUUAAUGGCACAGUGGUUGGAAUGCAGCACAGCAGGUUACUUCUGCUGGCUGCCGGCUGCCAGCUGUUUGGCAAUUCGAAUCCGGCUCAAGGUUGACUCAGCUUUCUGUCCUUCUGAGGUCAGUAAAAUGAGGACCCAGAAUGUUGGGGAGUCUCAGCAUCUUUUUUACAUCGUGGUGACCAAAACUGGAUGCGUACAUCAUCUGCAAAUGGGGAAAGGAUGCUUACCUGUGGGCAGGCCGAGUCCCAGAUACUGAAUGAAGCUCUCUGCCCGGCCACCUUCAUGUGAUGAUUAUAAAUGGAUUCUGGAGGACAGAAGUAUUGGAAAAUGUGAAGAACUGGCAUGGGAUCUUCCCCACUGGCGGACCUCUUCCUGGUUCUGUGCUUGGUAUUCCUGGGUUGGGCCCAGCGUGCCAUGACGUCUCCUUGCCAGAUUGUCUCCAACACCGUCGCUCCUUGCCGAGGCCAAAACUUGCUCCAAGUCCCUCAGGACCUUCCCAGCACUCUGGAGAAAUUGGACCUGUCCUACAAUAAGAUAGAACAGAUUGAUUCUGCAGACUUCUCUGCUUUGACGCAGCUGAAAGAGCUAGAUCUGGGUUACAACCACAUCUUCUCUAUCGCCAACGACUCCUUUGCAUCCAACGUCCUUCUAGAGAAACUGAGUCUCUUCAACAACUCCCUGGGAGAGAUCCCUUCUCGGGCGUUGACGCCGUUGAAGAAGCUCACCGCCUUGUCCAUCUCCAACAAUCUUUAUCCUCUCUCAAGGCUGGAUGGGGUGUUCAGCUCCCUGAAGAACCUUGAAGAGUUGUCCCUGGGCGGCCCUGUUAUUUACAAGGUGGGCAGUGAAGACUUUGCUCCUUUGAAGGACCUUCCGUUGAAGAAGUUCUUCCUGAAAACCGCGUCCGGUUUGACCGAGUAUCAACAAGGGGCCUUCUCUAAGCUCAACACCACCGAAUUUUGGUGUGACAUUGCCCUGGAUAGAAACCCGGAGGCGUUGCCCCUUAUGUUCGGUGACUUGAAGGGGAAGCAGCUCCAGUACCUCCGCUUCCGUAACCUCUUUGAGUUCACCUACUACACCGAUUCCACGGACCUGUUUGCCAGCUUGCCCGAGGUCGAAGUGGAAAAGCUGGUCUUCUACAGGGGGAAAUUCAACGAGAACCUGCUGCGUUUGGUCCUCUUAAACGUCCAGAAGUCUCGGGUGCGAGACCUCUCCUUCAUCGCGAUCGAUUUCGCCCGCUCUCCCAAGUGGAAGCCUCCUGAAGCUGGCAUCGCCAACCUGACUCUUCGCCAUUUGUUGUUGAAGGACAUCAGCAACCCUGACAUUUUGCGUUUUGACUGGACAUUUACUUGGUUUGCCGGAGUUACGUACCUUAGUAUCCUCAAUGUUAACUUUAAUUUUGUGCCCUGCGAUGCCUGGGGGCAAAUGAGGAACGUGGUGGCCCUGGAUGUUUCUAGUAAUCGCUUAUUAGAUGGCUACAUCUACAAUGAAGGCUGUCUCUAUCAAGGAAUCAUGCCCAGGCUGGAGCAGUUCAAUCUUAGCAACAACGGAUUAACCUACCUGGGCAUAAUUUCCAAGCUGACGUCCAGCUGGCCCCGGCUAUCUAAGCUAGAUCUGAGCCACAAUCAAAUCGGGAUCUGUAAGGAUUUGCCGUGUGUUUGGAGCCCCACUCUCGUCUGGUUGGAUUUGGCUUACAAUGUCGUCACAAUGGAGAUCUUCAAGUGCCUUCCCAUCACGUUGCAGUUCCUGGAUUUGUCCUACUCUCAGUUGGAGCGCCUGGAGAUGAGCUAUUUUGAGGUUGCAGUUGACCUUCAGGAGCUGCGGCUGAGCGGGAACAAGAUCAAGUUUAUCCCGACGGAAUGGAGAUGUCCAAAUCUCAGGGUUUUGGCGGUGGAUGGUAACUCCUUUGGUGUCAUCAGCAAAGGUUCCUUUAUGAACAUGCCUCAGCUCACACAGCUGAAAGCGGGGAACAAUCCUUACCAUUGCGUCUGUGACCUCUACGGCUUCCUUCAGGAGACCUUGAAGAAUGGCAAGUUGAAGAUUGUGGACUGGCCCAACGGGUGGACCUGUUAUCACCCCGAGCCCCUCCUGGAUAUGGCUGUGAUGGCUUAUGCGCCGAGGCUGACCCAAUGUAACGUCAUGGUGGUGGUGGCCAUUGCUGUCUCCAUCACAGCCGUUGUGCUGACCGUCAUCAUGGUCUUGUGUUGGUGGUUCAAUGUCCCCUGGUACCUCAAGGCCACCGCUCAAAUUGUGCGUUCCAAGUAUCGGGCCCGCCACUCCUCACCGAUACGAGGUUUCGCCUACCACGCCUUCAUCUCGUACAGCUGCUCCGAUGCAGACUGGGUCAGGCGGGAGCUGCUCCAGAGGCUGGAGGCCUCCACCCCGCCGUACCGGAUCUGCAUUCACGAGCGAGAUUUCACACCCGGGCGGUGGAUCAUUGACAACAUCAUCGAGAACAUUGAAAACAGCCGCAAAAUCAUUUUUGUUCUCUCGCGCAGCUUUGUCGACAGCGACUGGUGCAAUUACGAGCUUUACUUUGCCCACCAGCGGGCAGUGGGGCUGAGCUUCGAGGACGUGGUCCUGGUGGUCAAGGAAGCCAUUGACCCCCAAGCUCUGCCUAAUAAAUUUUGUAGACUGAGGAAGAUGCUCAGCAAACGGACUUACUUAGAGUGGCCUCCGGAGCCCAGUCGCCAGGCCUUCUUCUGGGUGCAGCUGAUGUCCGUCCUGGGGAAGGCUGAGGCAAUCCGGACUGACCCCAAGGAGGAUCCGGGCAACGUCACUUGGGGAACAGACGGCACGGCUGACAAUAAGCUCGAAAUGGAUCGUGUGAUUAAUGCAGACACUGCACCAGCGUGUUAAAUAGGACUUAGUUUAAGCCUAGAGGAACAUGAGAAUUUAACAGCUGAGUUCACAUCUAGUGAUUUUUUUUAAAUCAUGGUUUAUUAAGGAAGCUGCAAUGGCUGGAUUUAUAGAUAAUGUUCAAGCUGUAGACCAUGGUUUAUGAUUGCUAUAAUUGAGUUCACGCAGCAUGCUAAGCCAACACCAAAAUGCUCACAGGAUGGGCUUGUUUUUCUAUCUCAGACAUGUCAAACACAAGGCCCGGGGGCUGGAUGUGGCCUGCGACGUGGUUUCAUGUGGCCCACGAAACCAUCCUGGAACCAGUGAGGGAACACCCCCUGUUGCUUUGGCCCUGGCCCAGGCUGGCCGGGAGCCAAUGUACAAUUUUGUGGUGGCCAUCUAUGCCGAAACGCAUUCAGUCUUAGCUCUACGAGGCCAUCUAGAAACAGCGAGGAACCAGCC
Crotalus tigris (Tiger rattlesnake) is the source of this 3304-nucleotide messenger RNA. Its product is annotated as toll-like receptor 2. The record is from RefSeq and is a predicted model, not a curated record. Gene Ontology annotation, biological process: toll-like receptor signaling pathway; inflammatory response; immune response. The coding region runs from base 350 to 2863 and encodes 837 amino acids. Gene Ontology annotation, cellular component: membrane. The transcript has 3 exons. Gene Ontology annotation, molecular function: transmembrane signaling receptor activity; protein binding. Lineage: Eukaryota; Metazoa; Chordata; Lepidosauria; Squamata; Viperidae.